GAGUUGAUCGAUCGGUUACUGUUGAGGAAUUGAAAAAAGCGUAUCGCAAGAAGGCGUUGGAAUGGCACCCUGAUAAGAACCAUCAUAGAAUAGAAUUGGCAACAAAUCAAUUUUCUCUAAUACAACAAGCAUAUGAAGUUCUAUCCGAUCCUCACGAAAGAGCAUGGUACGAUGGUCACCGGGAUGCCAUUCUAAGAGAAGAUGACGACGAAGAGAAUGAAUUGAUAAUAAGGCAACAGAGAAGUUCAGUGCAAGGCAUUAGGGCUGAAGAUCUUAUGAAAUUCUUUAGCGCGGGAUGCUACAAAGGAUUUGACGACAGUGCAAAGGGAUUCUACACGGUUUAUCGAGAAAUAUUUGCUAAAUUAGCGGAAGAGGAAUUGGAAGCGUUUAAAUAUGAUCGCGGGGAAGAUGCAGAAGAAUUUCACCCAUACCCAUCAUUUGGUAAUAGUGAUACUCCCUCGAAUCGAGAUGAACGUGGAUUUAGAAAUUCCAUUAAAAAUUUCUAUAACUCAUGGCUUAAUUUUGCUACACAGAAGAGCUUCAUUUGGUUUGAUAAACAUCGUCUAUCUGAGGCACCCGACCGCCGUAUCAAAAAAAUCAUGGAGAAAGAAAACAAGAAAUCUCGUGAUGCGGCGCGUAAAGAGUACAACGAUACCGUUAGAUCUUUGGUUGAAUUUGUUCAAAAGCGAGACCCACGGUAUAAAGCAUAUCUAAACGCUCUAGAACAAAAAAAGGAAGAACAAGCAGCCAACGUUAAGUUACGUGCGGCGCGAGAUCGUGCCGAAUAUAUUUCCAAACUUCAAGAAUAUCAAGAGCAAGACUGGACAAAAGACGAAUAUGUUUGCGUGGCAUGUAACAAAAGUUUUAAACACGAGAAACAAUGGAUUAACCAUGAAAAGAGUAAAAAGCAUAUAAAAAAUGUGGAAAUUUUGAAAGAGGAAAUGUUUGAAGACGAUGACGACCUUAUAUUUCAGGACGCAAAAAAUGAGGGCGGUGAGGGUAUAGAGCAAGAUCAUGAUAUUAUUUCGCUACAAAAAGAGAACGGUGAUGUUGAUGAAUCAUUGCUGCCGGUAAAUGAGGAAAAUAAUGACAUUUCUUCUACCACAAACAAUAACAAAAGGAAUAAGAAGCUAAAGAAAAAACAACGAGGUCCGAAUUGGGGUCUUGAUCAAGACGAAGUAAUACCUAAUAAUGAAGAUUUAAUAACAUCUAAUGAAGAUGUAAUAUCUGAAGCUUUGGAUAAAGUUAAAAUCACUGCGCGUGGUGGGUUUGAGUCAGAUGAUGAAUCCGAGACAAUUCCUUAUUUCUUGAAAGAUGAAGAAGAAGAAAUAUCAGGACAGCAAGAAGGUAUAUUUUCAAGUAGAAAUCAAUUGUUUGCUCACAUUAAUACGACGGGACAUGCAUUGGCUGGUUCAAUGAAUGGAGGAAAAAAAUUGCGCAGAUAA
Messenger RNA from Acaulospora morrowiae, 1445 nucleotides. Lineage: Eukaryota; Fungi; Glomeromycota; Glomeromycetes; Diversisporales; Acaulosporaceae. The record is from the annotation of a GenBank genome assembly.